Messenger RNA from Dictyostelium purpureum, 606 nucleotides. RefSeq lists its product as uncharacterized. Gene Ontology annotation, molecular function: iron ion binding; 2 iron, 2 sulfur cluster binding; 4 iron, 4 sulfur cluster binding. Gene Ontology annotation, cellular component: mitochondrion. The record is from RefSeq and is a predicted model, not a curated record. NCBI's taxonomy places the organism in Eukaryota, Evosea, Eumycetozoa, Dictyosteliales, Dictyosteliaceae. Gene Ontology annotation, biological process: iron-sulfur cluster assembly. The transcript has 2 exons. Bases 1 to 606 code for a protein of 201 amino acids.
AUGAAUAAAUUAUAUAGACCAACCAAUAUUUUAUUAAAUAAAAUUAUAAAAAGGAAUUAUAUUUCAAACUUUAAUUCAAUAAGAAAGUUUUCAAUUGUAAAUCAAAACUCAAACUCAAUUAUAAACAACCAAAAUAAAUAUAAAUUUUUUACAACACAAACUUUAGCCAAAGAAACCAAUAAUAAUACCAACACCAGCACAACAAAUAUUCAAAGUGAUACUAUUAUAAAACAACCAAUAGAACAAACAUCACUACCACAAGGGGAUAACUCUAAAUAUAAUAUUACACUUACUGAUAGUUGUGUAAAGGAGCUAAAUAGAAUUCAAAGUCAAAUGAAAGAUUCAAUGUUAAGAGUUAUGGUGGAUAUGGGUGGUUGCAGUGGUUAUCAAUAUAUAAUAAAAAUUGAAAAUAAAAUGCAAGAAGACGACGUAUUAUUCGAAAGAGAUGGUGCAAAAGUUAUUAUUGAUAAAAUUUCAUUAGAUAUGAUGGUUGGAUCGGUUAUAGAUUAUGAAAUCAAUUUAAUGAGAAGUUCAUUUUGUGUCGCAACAAAUCCAAAUACAAUUAAGUCAUGUGGUUGCAAAAUUUCAUUUGAUUUAAAAAAAUAA